Molecule: messenger RNA, 1446 nt
Organism: Lethenteron reissneri (Far Eastern brook lamprey)
Lineage: Eukaryota; Metazoa; Chordata; Hyperoartia; Petromyzontiformes; Petromyzontidae
Gene: LRTM1
Product: leucine rich repeats and transmembrane domains 1
Cellular component (GO): plasma membrane
Molecular function (GO): protein binding
Source: RefSeq, a predicted model, not a curated record
AUGAGCCCAUAUGGAUGGUGUUUCCAUACGUUUGGCCACAUCUGUCAACGUCUGUCGUGGCUUCCUUGCGUUAGCCGGUGUCUCCCGUCGCACCGCAGAGCAAAUACAAAGCGCUCCUGCGAGUCGCGACGUGCAAUCCACUCACCGGCAGUGGACAUCAGAAGAGGCUUUGAAGGCGAGCCCCACGUGACACCCAUACAUCCGCCAAAACCCCUGCAAGAUCGUUUGCGUCACGUCCUUUCUCAUCGUGUGAGCGACCGCCGAUCGUGAUACUGGUGCACCCUCCUCUCGUGCUUGCUGGUGGCCACAUCGUGCGUCGCCCACGGCUGCCCGGACGACUGCGUCUGCCGACAGGACUCGCACUCCGUCAACUGCAGCUCGCUGGGGCUGUCCGACGUUCCGGGCAACCUCCCGGCGGACACGGUCACGCUGAGCCUCCAGGGAAAUGACAUCACGGAAAUCCGAGCCGGCAGCUUCGCGGGCGUCGAAGCGUUGCGUGCGCUCGACCUUUCCGACAACAGAAUCCACUCGAUCGACGCGAACGCCUUCGGCAAGCUGAGCAAGCUCUCACAGCUGAACCUGAGCCGCAACAGGAUCCGCGAGCUUCACGGCGAGACGCUGCGUCACUCCCCGCGGCUGAGCCGUCUCGACGUGACGCACAACGCGUUGAUGUCAUUGCCAGUGGGCCUCUUCCACGGUCUGCGCGACCUCAGCCACCUCCACCUUCGCGGGAACGGCCUCGCCAGCCUUGAGGGCGGUGUGGUGCAUCCUCUCGUGGGGCUGCGGGACCUCUCCCUGGCCGACAACCCCUGGGAAUGCGACUGCCACCUGUCCGAGAUGAGGAGCUGGCUCGAGCGUUACUCGCACCGAGGAGGUGCCGUGGACGAGGUCAGGUGCUCCUUCCCCAGGAGCCUGAAGGACCGGAGCCUCACGUCGCUGCCGGCCGACAUCUUCUCGGAGUGUGCGCCGCUCCGGGAGAACCCGGCUCUCGCGCCGUCGCCCGGGGUCACGACCUCGCCCGGGGUCGUGGCCUCACCCGGGGUCGCGCCCUCACCUGGGGUCGCGCCCUCGCCCGGGGUCGCGCCCUCGCCCGGGGUCGCGGCCUCGCCAGGCGACCCAGAGCAGGGGGAUGAAGUGGGGGCCCUUGUCGCCACCGCCGCCGCCGACGACGACGCCGCCCCCCCCCCCUUCUGCACCGUGCGGCCCAAGCAGCCCCCCGUGAACGUGCGCCGUGCGGUGGGCACGCUGGCCGUGGCGGGGGUCGUGUGCGGAAUCACGUCGCUCAUGAUGGUCGUGGCCGCCGUCUACGGCUGCCUGUACGCGGCGAUGAUGUCCAGGGUGCGGGGCGGCGGCGGCGGCAGCGACGAAGCCAGGGAGCGGCAGUCGCUCGCGAUGGAGGCGUCCGAGGAGUUCGCCAAGGAGCCGCUGAACCCGUCCCCGGCGUGA